Messenger RNA from Cyclospora cayetanensis, 984 nucleotides. Its product is annotated as elongation of very long chain fatty acids protein 5-like. Gene Ontology annotation, biological process: fatty acid elongation, saturated fatty acid; very long-chain fatty acid biosynthetic process; sphingolipid biosynthetic process. Bases 1 to 984 code for a protein of 327 amino acids. The transcript is spliced from 4 exons. Gene Ontology annotation, cellular component: endoplasmic reticulum membrane. The record is from RefSeq and is a predicted model, not a curated record. NCBI's taxonomy places the organism in Eukaryota, Apicomplexa, Conoidasida, Eucoccidiorida, Eimeriidae. Gene Ontology annotation, molecular function: fatty acid elongase activity.
AUGGCAGUUAGUGACAGCUGGGCACGAUUGCUGGCGCCGGAUUCAGCUUGGAUGGAGUCGGCCCGGGGCUUUUUCUCUCCAAUGAAAGCUUCCAUAAUCCAUUCUCAUCCAGUUGUUUCUCAAUUAUUUCGCCAUGUAGAUACGGCUACAGAAAGCAUACUGUCUUUUUACGCCCCCGAGCUGCCUCCAAACGCGAGACAGAACAACGGGCUCCCUAUGAUGGACGGGAAAGACGUCGCGAUUAUUAUUUCGGCAUAUAUCCUUCUUGUCGUUCUUAGUCUCAUCCUUGGUAGAGGCUCAGACCCACAGCCAUCGGUCGAUAAGAAAGCAAAAUCACUCAUGGAAAAGAUCGGACCUGUUUUUGCCUUUCAAGCAAUUUAUAACAUAGCACAGGUGGUUUUAUGUAGUUUUUUGGUGUUUCGGGUAAUCGAUGUCUACCGAACAGAAAAUUAUUCAUUUCUGUGCAAUAGAUUCAACGUUCCCAACACACGCAUGGCCGAAGUUACUUGGUUUUUCUACAUGCUGAAGUACCUGGAUCUCUUCGACACGGUCUUCAUGAUUGUGCGGGGAAACUGGCGGCAACUCUCUUUCCUACACGUAUACCAUCACAGUUCGGUUAUUUACAUUUCCUGGGUCAAUGCGAGCGUUGGAUUUGAUGGAGAAAUCUACUACGUCGUCGCGUUGAACGCAUUGGUACACGUGGUGAUGUACGGGUAUUAUUUCAUGGCAAGCCUGAACAUCCCUCUGGCGCGGAUGGUUAAGUUCUUUGUGACGCAACUGCAGAUGGCACAGUUCCUUUCAAUGACUGCUCAUGCCUGUUACCACGUAUACUUUCAUCAAUCUUGCCGUUACCCCAUUAGAGUCACUAUCGGGUAUUUCUUUUAUGUCCUUAGCCUCUUCUUGCUCUUCAGAAACUUCAGCAAAAAGACAUACGGAUCGGCCUCCCAAGCCAGCAAAUUGAAGAAUAAGAUUAAAGCAACAUGA